AUGCCCAAGCCCAGACGCAACCUCCAGGCUACGGCCGAGGAGACCAUGACACCUCCCCAAACUCUCACAGAGACUCAGUUCGUCGCUCGCGUACAACAAGCUGCUGGGAACAACCUCUACCGAGUCGAGUUGCCCGACACCAAGGUUCUGCUGGUCGAGCUGCCUGCGCGUUUCCGCUCCACCAUCUGGAUCAAGAGAGGCGGCUUUGUCCUGGUUGAUACAGGCGCUGCGAAUGAGCGUGAGAACAAGUUGGACGGAGAGAUCAUCAACGUUGUCAGGAACGAAAAGGAAUGGCGCAAGCAGAAAUACUGGCCUAAGGAGUUCGUCCAGAGAAUCUCCUACGUCGACGAAGACGACUCGGACGAGGAAGAGUCCAACGUCGGCAAGAUGCCUCCCUCAGACUCUGAGGAUGAAUGA
Aureobasidium pullulans EXF-150 is the source of this 417-nucleotide messenger RNA. RefSeq names its product putative eukaryotic translation initiation factor eIF1a-like protein. Gene Ontology annotation, biological process: translational initiation. The transcript is spliced from 2 exons. The record is from RefSeq and is a predicted model, not a curated record. Gene Ontology annotation, cellular component: nucleus. The coding region runs from base 1 to 417 and encodes 138 amino acids. NCBI's taxonomy places the organism in Eukaryota, Fungi, Ascomycota, Dothideomycetes, Dothideales, Saccotheciaceae. Gene Ontology annotation, molecular function: translation initiation factor activity; RNA binding.